AUGGAGUCGUGUGAUAGUAUUGUCAGAAAUUCAUAUAUUUAUCGGUCUGUAACCCCAAAUUGCCCUGUAAAUUUGAACAAAUUUGCGAGUGUGCCACUAUCUGGUUCUUCUUGCUCCGCUUUGUCCUUAACGAGGAGUAGGAGGAGAAGCAGAAGAAGAAAGUUGCCGCCAUUAAUGGAGACUCCGCCGGAUGGGUAUAGAAGGAAUGUGGGGAUUUGUCUCGUUAAUCCCUCUAGAAAGGGUGGUGCUGGAGAAGGUGAAGACCUAAGGAAUGCAGCAAUGAGGGAAUUGAGGGAAGAAACUGGAGUUACUUCAGCUGAAUUUGUUGCGGAGUUUACUGGGAAGGAGGAAGAGAUCAACCUUUUGGGUGAUGGAAGUGAAACUCCAGAAUUCAAGGACUGGGCAUGGUUGUUGCCAGAACGAGUAUUGGAGCUUGCUGUGGAUUUCAAGAAGCCAGUCUAUGAACAAGUUAUGAAGGUAUUUGGUCAAUAUCUUGAGGCAGAUGCAGAUGAAGGAGAUUGUGCAGGACAACUUGAAAGCAAGGCCGAAGUGCCCCGUGGAGUCAACUCCUGUGUAAACUAG
Molecule: messenger RNA, 582 nt
Organism: Dovyalis caffra
Lineage: Eukaryota; Viridiplantae; Streptophyta; Magnoliopsida; Malpighiales; Salicaceae
Source: the annotation of a GenBank genome assembly